AUGGCAGCUCCGUUUCGUGUCCGUUUCCCUGUGAUCCAGCUGCCAGAGUCGGGUCCUCCCAAUGCCAACGGGUCUAGCAAUGGCGUCGAGCACGUGACCGUAAAUGGAGACGGGAGUCCCAAGGACGAUGCCGCAGAGGAUAGUGAACCAGAGGUGCAGUAUGAGCGUGGCAUGAAAAAUGGCUUCAAGUCGCUCUUCGGCACCGCCGAUAAGCAGAACCGCUAUACGUGGAAGGAGAAGAUACCGGAUGACCUAGGCAAGCCUGCGGAAAACAAGAGAACUUCCAAGUGGGCACUGAUCGUGCGGAAGGUGAGAAAGUAUAACGACCCGUCCAAGGUGCUCGAGAUCCACUCGAUUGCGGUGCAGAGCCCGCUGUUGAAGAAACUGCUCGCGGGAGUCCUGAAAGGCUACCCAGGAAUUACGCCGACUCUUGAGAGACUGGAGUUUGGAGGCCGCUUCGAACCCCUCAUUCACCGAUGGGAAGAAUUACAAAACGCUAUCGACGGCCUUGGAAGCGAGACCGAGGAUGAUCGUACCACCAAAGCGCAUGCCAUGUUGCUGAAGGAAGUUUUGAUGGACGAAUUCCAGUCCCUUAUCGAAACAUCGCAAGAUAUGAAGAGAAAGAAGGUUAUGACGUUCGAGCACCUUUGGACCCUCUUCCAGCCCGGCUCCCUCGUCUACAUGCGCAACGAUGGCCAGGAGACGGCUCUUCACAUGCAAGAAGCGAAGUAUGGCGUAGACGCCAAAGGCUUACCCGUAUUCUGGGUCAUCGGGAGAUAUGUUGAUUAUGAUGGCACGAGAUUCGGAUAUCAAAAGCUCAACGUCUCAAUAUCUGCGUAUAGCGGGACUCGUCCUAUCAACUCUCUGGCCGUCUUUCCACUCGAAUAUCACCACGAUGCCGAAGGUCUGAGAACCCGGUUGGUUGAACGUGGAGCGCGUGUGGAAGCACUUGCUGGACCCAGUUACCGAGCUUAUGAUGGAAUGGCCUGGAGGCUCAACGACCAGACUUUGGCAAAGGAUAAGUAUAACGUCAAGGGCAGAAUAAUGAUCGACACGUACGGUUGGAACCGCUUCAAUCCUGCACAUGCUGUGUAUGUUUCUCCGCUGACGCAGAAGCAAUUCCAUGGCCGAGCUCCGUCUGGUCGUCUGCCGCCUCCUCUUGGUUCGCUCAUUCCCCCACCAGCAGGUAUCCCGCCUCCACUCCCCCCAAUUCCCCCUCUACCCGGUUCCAUCGAUCUGGAUUCAGGCAAUAAUGAACCCGACGCUGCAGAUGACUACGUAGAGGAGAAUGAUUGCGGUGAGAUGCCGUUUGACGGAAAGUUUGCUAGCGAGGAUGAGGUCACACAGAAAAUCCCGCUUACCACAGAGCAGAAGCUGAUUUGCUCGCCGGUCCUGCGCGGCUAUAGCCUGAAGCACAAACUCUGGCUGAAUUUCUUCGUGAAUUGCGUGGAAGAAAUACAAUUCCAGACGGAUGCAUUCGAGAAGCUUGUGCUACCUGAGAAUCAAAAGGAGCUUAUUCUUGGCUUCACGGAGACACAGGUCAAGUGCAAGGGUCUCUUUGACGACUUCAUUCAGGGCAAAGGCCGUGGGAUGAUUAUCCUGCUUUGUGGUCCCCCAGGUGUUGGUAAGACGUUGACGGCGGAGGCCGUGGCUGAGGAGAUGCGCGUCCCCUUGUAUGCAAUGAGCGCUGGCGAUCUCGGUUUGAUGCCCCGCGCCGUCGAGAGCCAACUGCAGCAAGCGCUUGAAAUAUGCACGCGCUUCUCCGCUUGCUUAUUACUCGAUGAAGCGGACAUAUUCUUGGAGAAGCGGUCCCUUCACGAAAUCGAGCGGAAUAAACUCGUAUCUAUCUUUCUACGGGUAUUAGAGUAUUACGAAGGCAUCAUGUUCCUCACCACGAAUCGGGUCGAGACGUUUGAUCCAGCUUUCGCUUCCCGGAUCCAUAUCAGCAUCAACUACCCAGAGCUCUCCAUGGACUCUCGUACCAAGGUCUGGAAGAAUUUCCUGGAGGCUUCGCCCCAGGAGCACACGAUCACUUCCAAGGAGCUUGCUUCGCUGAGUCGCAUGAAUCUCAACGGUCGGCAGAUCAAGAAUAUCCUGAAGAUCGCUCGCCUGCUCGCUUCUCGGAAGAACGAGAAGCUGCGUCAUGACCAUAUCAUGACCACUUUGGAAGUGACCCAGCAUCUUCAUAAUGAGUCCCAGAUCUCUGACAGGACGCGUGAGACUCUUUAUCACUAG
Messenger RNA from Westerdykella ornata, 2235 nucleotides. Its product is annotated as P-loop containing nucleoside triphosphate hydrolase protein. The record is from RefSeq and is a predicted model, not a curated record. The transcript is spliced from 4 exons. The coding region runs from base 1 to 2235 and encodes 744 amino acids. NCBI's taxonomy places the organism in Eukaryota, Fungi, Ascomycota, Dothideomycetes, Pleosporales, Sporormiaceae. Gene Ontology annotation, molecular function: ATP hydrolysis activity; ATP binding.